Gossypium arboreum is the source of this 1146-nucleotide messenger RNA. RefSeq lists its product as uncharacterized. The transcript is spliced from 5 exons. Gene Ontology annotation, biological process: GPI anchor biosynthetic process. Lineage: Eukaryota; Viridiplantae; Streptophyta; Magnoliopsida; Malvales; Malvaceae. Gene Ontology annotation, cellular component: endoplasmic reticulum membrane. Bases 138 to 1049 code for a protein of 303 amino acids. The record is from RefSeq and is a predicted model, not a curated record.
AUUCAAAAAUUGUUUCUUUCCUGGUCCUGUAAUCUGGGUUGCUCUUCCUCUUCCAAGAUUGAUCGAGUUGAGUCACUAAGAGCGUGGAGAUUGAUUGCUUUGAGUGGGGAAAAUAAAAGGAAAAUUUUAGUUACUCGAUGUCAACCCUACAAUGUAAUCGAUUAUGCUUUCAUCUGAAACUGGCAAUAUUGUGGAUGUUCUUUUCUGGUGCUGUCUUUUGCAUACAUGUCUUCGCAUCCACAACUGAGGUCGAAACAAACUCAGAUGCUGGGAAAUUUAUAAUGAAAUCUUAUUUUGAAAAUUAUGAGAGCCUGCAUGAUUCAAGUUUUGAAGAUUUUAUGGCACAUCAACUUUCUUCUAGUUUGUGUCAAGGGAUUCCCGAUAACUGGAAUGUUGGUGUGAGACUAUCAGUUAGAGAGCUCUCUCUGAUCGGUGAAGGUUCUCAUCGUCAUUUAUCUUCGUCUAUCAGAUUGCAGAUUGGAGCAGCUUCCAUUCCUAAAUUGCCUGCUCAUCUAUGUGAAGUUAUAGUCAUACAAAGACUACCCCUUGGAGUAUUUGCUGACCCGUUUGAGCUACAAAAUCCUCACAAGCACAAGGCAUUUAGAGAUAUAGCUGUUUUUGGAGACACCAACUUGGAAUUGCCUUCAUUUCAGUCCAAUCGAUCUGCUGUUGAAUUCCACAUUGAUGCUGGAUCCAACAUCUUGUUUAUGCAGAAUAAUGGAACGGAAUUUAACUUAUUGCUUCCAUUACAUGCUCGAUAUCAGCCCCUUGAUGAAAGUGGCUAUUCUGUUGUUGAAAUUGGUGAACCUGAUAUGUUGAUGAGAUGCAGUGUGGAAGGAAAGCAACAUAAGCAGAGUUGUUUGUUUAUGUCACCACCCAAUGAGAAGGCUAAAUCCACAAGCGCAACUGUAGCAUGGAAAAUACCUGCUGGAAUGAAGGCACAUGCUGGAUUUGUAUCUGUUAUAACCUUUGUUACAGCCUUGUUAUCAACUCUCUCAAUUGUAUACGCAUCUAUGUUUUGGUCAGGUACCAAUGUAUCCAAAACUUGAAGCAACCAGUUUCUCCGUCAUAAACUUUGUUAUUGGGAGACAGAUUUUGCACAUUUGUUCUUAAAGAUUUUGACCUCUUUUCAUCUGAGUUCAAUAA